UUAGAAUCAAACUGCGCUUCAGUCUACCGCGUCCAGUUGUACGGUUUCUUUGUUUUUAUUUUUCUAAAUAAAUGUAACAAAACUGUGCAGUAAUUUAUUUUCGUCAUGAAGAAAGGAUACAAAGUAACCGAUGUAAAAAGGGAGAAGAAAAUAGGAGUAGCUGCCGAAAAUGUGGAGGAGUUGAUCUCGAAAUCAUGUAAAAAGUUAGGGUUCAAUGUCAGCUGCGCGGAUUGCCGGCUCUUCGUCGCGGAGGACGGGACGCAAGUGGAUGAUGACGACUAUUUGGCUACACUGCCUCCACAAACACUCUUUAUAUUAUUGAAAAAUACUGAAAAUAUGGUUACUGACUUUGACUACUACUAUGAAAUGAUCCGGUCGCAGAAGAAAGAGUACAUUGACACAGGGGCUGCUGCCAAGGAAUUCCUCAGCACUAACCUCAAGGAGAAGUUCAAGGUGUUCCAGAAGUACAUUGCAGCUGGUGAUGAUGCUAAGACUAUGCUCAGUGAGAGGGAACAGGAUCCUGGUUGGUUUGAAGGAUUAGAGCCAUCAGAGAAAACUAAAGAGCAGUCGAUGGCGAAACGCGUUAAAGAAAGGAUGCGGGGUUACUAUUACAAGACCAAGACAGCUCUUCAGUCAUCUGACAUCUACAUACAUUCGAGAAAUGGACGAGGUAAGAAACUCAUUGACCAGUUCCUAACUGAUCUGCGCAACAUACUUGACUCCCACAAGUACAAUGAGACAUACUUCAACCGCAAAGCCAAUAAAACCGCUCGUAUAUGCGACGAACGAGGUGUCUUCCAAUGUGGUGGCCUCUGGAGUGCGGACAAGUGUCUCUACGAAGGCGAACACGUCAUCAACCCAUACCGGAGCCGAGAAGAACGCAUCAUAUUCCAAACCUGGAAUCUUGACCAUAAGAUUGAGCUCUCACGAUCUAUAAUCCCGAAAAUUUUACAAGCAAUUGAUGGGUUGUAUAGUGGUGAUAUUAAGUGUAUGCUAUGUGAUAAAGGUUCUAAAGUGGGUGGGAUCGAAGCUGAUAGGUAUUUCCUGCAAAUAUUCACGCGGGAGAAUCUCAAGCUGGUCCACAUCGUAUGCCACUAUAAGGGGAAGCAUGAUGCAGAGUCUGGUGUGUACACACUCUGUAAGAAAUGCUAUGGAGGCCAAAGCAUUGAUUAUAAUUAAAUACCAAAUUAUUAAUUCUGAAUUUUCGGGUUUUAGCAAUUUUUGUAGAAUGGCAACACUGGUUUGUUGGUUUCAAGGAUAUUGAAUCUGGAUUUGAUUUAUCAUCAUAAUUAUUAUUGUAUACUUUCCAUUGAGUUAACAUGUUAUUUUUUAUUUUUAACGAGUUUAUUGCAAUCAGAAUUAAACUUUUAGGGUAUAAAACAUUAAUUUAAGACAUGCUUCCAUGAUUCCACAUGCAUUAUAGCCAAAUGGACAAUGGGCUAAGAACUUAAAUAUUUAUUUCUUAAAAACCUUAUAGAAAAUCAUGAAUUGAAUAUGUAAUUAUUAUAGAAAUAUAUUUAGCAUUGAAACGGCUAUGUUCACUAGAUUUCAUGUAGUCUUUGUAUAAAUUGUUGUUCCUUUUAUAAACAAUUUAAAACUUUUUAUUGUUAAUAUUUGCCCAGAGUAGGCGUUUCUAUUCCUUCAAUUGAUCUCCUUGCCCUUCAUGACAUAUUAUAAGUGUUAUACACCUUUAAUAAAAUCAUUAUUGAAUUUAUUUUUAACCAAAUAAUGUACGUAAUUUUCAAUGAAUUGUGAGAUCUCAGCCACGAUAAAAUGUUGAUGGUAAUAAUUAUUUAUUAGCCUUAUGGGUUUUGCAUACAGUAUAGGUUUUUUAAAAGUUUAUAAGAGCUUAAGGUGUAUGAAACAUUCUGUAGUUUUAAUUUUACUUGGUUUAAUAAAUUUAUUGUUUAGCAAUU
Messenger RNA from Spodoptera litura, 1916 nucleotides. RefSeq names its product DNA fragmentation factor-related protein 4 (gene Drep4). NCBI's taxonomy places the organism in Eukaryota, Metazoa, Arthropoda, Insecta, Lepidoptera, Noctuidae. The record is from RefSeq and is a predicted model, not a curated record. Gene Ontology annotation, cellular component: cytoplasm; nucleus. Gene Ontology annotation, molecular function: DNA endonuclease activity. Gene Ontology annotation, biological process: apoptotic process; apoptotic DNA fragmentation.